Uncinocarpus reesii 1704 is the source of this 1782-nucleotide messenger RNA. RefSeq lists its product as uncharacterized. Lineage: Eukaryota; Fungi; Ascomycota; Eurotiomycetes; Onygenales; Onygenaceae. The record is from RefSeq and is a predicted model, not a curated record. Gene Ontology annotation, cellular component: nucleus. Gene Ontology annotation, biological process: establishment of sister chromatid cohesion; nucleobase-containing compound metabolic process. The transcript is spliced from 4 exons. The coding region runs from base 1 to 1782 and encodes 593 amino acids. Gene Ontology annotation, molecular function: DNA helicase activity; DNA binding; ATP binding.
AUGUGCAUAAAUCAAAAGGUUCGAAGUCUGGGGAAUGCCACAGCUAUAAAUGAGCGUUGUCUUGAUUUGCAGCGUCCUGGCGUUCCCCCCGAUCAAAAAUGUCCAUUCGCUCCGUCCCAAGAAAAUGAAUCAGCUAUCAAUGAUUUUAGAGACCAUGUUCUUGCUAAGGUUCAAGAUAUUGAGGACAUAGGCAAGAUUGGGGAGCGGAUGGGAAUUUGCCCCUAUUAUGCAACACGUUCCGUUAUUGGACACAGUGAAAUUGUGACGCUUCCGUAUCCCCUUCUCCUUCAAAAGUCGGCUCGGGAAGCCCUAGAUAUCUCGCUUAAGGACCACGUUAUUAUCAUUGACGAGGCGCAUAACCUUAUGGAUGUAAUCGCCAACAUCCAUUCAGUGACAAUAUCCCUCAAGCAGCUCCAGACUGCCCUUGAGCAGGUUACCGUCUAUGCAAAGAAAUACAAAACGCGACUAAAAGGGAAAAACAGAGUAUACAUCGCGCAAGUUAUGCGCCUAAUUGCCUCCAUAUUAAAAUAUCUUGAGUCGAACGUGGCUACCAAAGGCUUGAUGGACGGAACCGUAGAGCCAUCACAAUUAAUGAGUGGAAAAGGUAUCGACCAAAUCAAUCCCCACAAACUCUCACGGUAUUUACAGGAAAGCAAAUUAGCCCGAAAAAUAGAUGGUUAUUUGGAAAAGUCGAAAUCUUUAGAAGAGAAAGUUAACGGACAAAGAACGGCGGUCCCUGUGUUGUUCCAGAUUCAGUCAUUCUUGCUUUCCUUGAUGAACCCAGCAGCUGAAGGUCGUCUUUUUUUCGAAAAUACAGGGUCUGAUAUUCUCCUCAAGUACAUGUUACUGGACCCGACAGAGCAUUUUCGCGAAGUUGUGGAAGAAGCAAGGGCGGUUAUACUAGCUGGAGGAACAAUGUCCCCGAUGACUGAUUAUUCGGACCACCUUUUCUCAUACCUUCCACCAGAAAAACUCCGAACAUUCAGCUAUGGCCAUGUCAUCCCGACAGAAAAUCUCACAGCGAGGCCCAUCUCACGCGGAAUUGGGAACACGGAAUUCGAUUUUACAUUUGAAAAAAGGAAGUCUAGCGAUAUGAUGUUAGAUCUUGGCCAGACCAUUGUUGAAAUGUGCAAAGUGAUUCCUGAUGGUGUUGUAGCUUUUUUCCCAAGCUACAAAUUCCUUCAACAAGUACUAGAGGCAUGGAAAUAUUUCCCUUCCGGUUCAACGGGUCCAAAAAUAAUCGAAACUAUUGGCUUGUUGAAACCGUUGCUCUACGAAUCGCAAGAGGAGAACACCAACAUCGAAGAACUCCUCCGAAAGUACACAAAUCUCAUAGACGAAGGAAAAGGCGCAUUGCUAUUAUCGGUCAUGGGUGGGAAGCUUUCCGAAGGAAUUAACUUCUCCGAUCGGCUUGGAAGAGGCGUGAUUGUCAUUGGGCUUCCAUUUCCUAACGUCCGUAGCGCUCAAUGGGAAGCGAAAAUGAAGUACGUCGAACAUCGAGCUUAUGAGAAAGCUGCUGGACCGGAAGGGAGCAGAAGAAGCCAAGCGAAGCUUGCCAGCAGAGAAUUUUACGAGAAUGCUUGUAUGCGGGUAGUGAAUCAAUGUAUAGGGAGAGCAAUCAGGCAUCAACAAGAUUACGCUGCGAUCUUCAUGCUGGACCGACGAUAUGAAACGCAGCGAAUCCAGUCCAAGCUGCCGUUGUGGAUUCGACAAAGCUUGACUCCUGCUCCGAUUAGGAAUACUCUAGGGGAUGUUGAUAUGUUUUUCAAGGCGAAGGUUUAG